Thunnus maccoyii (southern bluefin tuna) is the source of this 5235-nucleotide messenger RNA. RefSeq names its product proto-oncogene tyrosine-protein kinase Src-like. The record is from RefSeq and is a predicted model, not a curated record. The transcript is spliced from 13 exons. Lineage: Eukaryota; Metazoa; Chordata; Actinopteri; Scombriformes; Scombridae. Bases 717 to 2369 code for a protein of 550 amino acids. Gene Ontology annotation, molecular function: non-membrane spanning protein tyrosine kinase activity; ATP binding; growth factor receptor binding. Gene Ontology annotation, cellular component: extrinsic component of cytoplasmic side of plasma membrane. Gene Ontology annotation, biological process: osteoclast development; cell adhesion; innate immune response.
AAGCCGCAUAACGGUAAAGUUUUAAUAUUAAUAUGCCAACAAUAUUAAUACGUCUUAAGUGUGAGUCGCUUAGCAACCAGUUUGCCAUAGACAGCAAUGAGGCUAACUGAGUUCUGGUUCAAACGAGAUUUACUUUGACUGAACCAAAAAAAAAGACAAAUGAAUCGUGAUUCGAGAUGAUUUUAUAAAAGCUAACGGGGGUGUUGUCGUGCCCUCCAACGCUUCAAUUAAUCCAACGUCGAGUUUUACGCGACUCGACGUGAAUGUGGACACCGCCGCUAUCUGCGUAGAAAGCGUAAUAUCCAGGCUCAUCAUAUUUGUGCUCUCGUGUUUCGUCAGUGAUGCACUAUCCCGUGCCUUUCCCCCGACGAGGCAUGUCUUCUCCACGCCACACCACUCCUGCUUCGUCGCAUGAAUUAGCCGCGCCGUCGACUCUUCCCAGCUGAACAGGCAUCCCCUUUGCCGUGUUCAACGUUUGGUGUUCCGGGGCAGCUGUGCCCUCUGCUCCUGAAGGCAUCACCGUCAUGACCUCCUCUCGCUGCGAUUCUGCCGAAAUUCGCUAAAUGGGAUUCGUGGCUGGCCCGACGUUUCCACAGCAACUGGCCAUCCGCUUCCAUUAUUCCUCUAAUGAGGACAGCCACAAGGAUUUAACACGGAUCCUCGCUGCGCGUCUCUGAUUUUUGGGCUGAAUCUCAAGACGCGUCAAAGGUCUGCACAUGGGGGCGGGCAAGAGCAAGCCCAAGGAGCCGGGCCAGCGCUCCAUGAGCCUGGACGGCACCAUUGGCACAGGCUCAGACAGCGGGCACUUCCACCACCUGGGCCCCGCCCAACAGACCCAAACCCCUAACAGGAGUCCUGCCGUUGGGACAGGCAGGCGCGGGCAUCAAGGGCAGCACCAGCAUGCCCCAACGAACACUCCUGAGCUGGCUCUCUUUGGAGGGGUGGACCACACAGGCACUGUCACCUCACCUCAGAGAGGACCUCUGUCAGGAGGUGUCACUACAUUUGUGGCGUUGUAUGACUAUGAGUCACGGACAGCGUCUGAUCUGACCUUUAGGAAAGGCGACAGGCUGCAGAUUGUCAACAACACGAAAAAGUACAGCUUCAGAGAAGGGGACUGGUGGCUCGCUCGCUCCCUGACGACAGGAGAGAGUGGUUACAUCCCCAGCAACUAUGUGGCUCCAUCCGACUCCAUCCAAGCAGAAGAGUGGUAUUUUGGGAAGAUCACUCGGCGUGACUCAGAGAGGAUCCUUUUGAACUUACAGAACAGACGAGGAACCUUCUUGGUGAGGGAGAGCGAGACCACUAAAGGGGCAUAUUGCCUGUCAGUGCUGGAUUAUGAUAACACCAAAGGCCUGAAUGUUAAACAUUACAAGAUCAGGAAGCUGGAUAGCGGAGGUUUCUACAUCACCUCCCGCACCCAGUUCACCAGCCUACAGCAGCUAGUCUUCCACUACCGCAAGCACUCUGAUGGGCUGUGCCACGCUCUAACAGAUGUGUGUCCCGUGGCCAAACCUCAGACCCAGGGACUGGCCAGGGAUGCCUGGGAGAUCCCUCGAGAGUCCCUCCGCCUCGACCUUAAACUGGGACAGGGCUGCUUUGGAGAGGUCUGGAUGGGUACAUGGAACGGUACAACACGGGUAGCCAUCAAGACCCUGAAGCCUGGCACCAUGUCUCCAGAGGCCUUUCUUCAGGAAGCGCAGGUCAUGAAGAAGCUCAGGCAUGAGAAGCUGGUCCAGCUGUACGCUGUGGUGUCCGAGGAACCUAUCUACAUUGUGACAGAGUAUAUGAGUCAAGGUAGCUUACUGGACUUCCUUAAAGGGGACGCAGGAAAGAUGCUUCGUCUGCCUCAGCUGGUAGACAUGGCUGCUCAGAUUGCAGCAGGAAUGGCCUACGUGGAGAGGAUGAACUACGUCCACAGAGACCUGCGUGCUGCCAACAUCCUGGUGGGAGACAACCUGGUGUGUAAGGUGGCUGACUUCGGUCUGGCAAGACUCAUUGAAGACAAUGAGUACACUGCGAGACAGGGAGCCAAGUUCCCAAUUAAAUGGACAGCACCAGAGGCGGCUCUGUACGGUCGUUUCACCAUUAAGUCCGAUGUCUGGUCCUUUGGUGUGCUGCUUACAGAGUUGGCAACUAAAGGCAGAGUCCCCUAUCCAGGCAUGGUAAACCGUGAGGUCCUUGAUCAGGUGGAGCGUGGCUACAGGAUGCCGUGCCCAGCAGAGUGCCCCAGCUCCUUGCACGAGCUCAUGCUCUCCUGCUGGAGGAAGGAUCCAGAAGAGAGGCCUACAUUUGAGUACCUGCAGGGCUUCCUAGAGGACUACUUCACCUCCACAGAACCCCAGUAUCAGCCUGGGGAGAACCUAUAGAACCACACACUGAACCGACCUGAGGGAGAACCUCAACACAGAACGAUCUGCACUAACCGACCUCAGAGGAGCGCCUGUGGGAGGAUCUAAGCCUGUGAAACUCAUCUGGGAGGAACUUGAGAUUCUUCUGUGGAAGCAAAACCGAGAUAGAGACCUGUAGAAGUCCCCUCUGUGCCAUAAAGUAACUACUACAGAGGAACUUGGAGAACCUCCUUUUUGCAAGCACUCACUGUUUACUGUAGGUUCUCCAUAGUGCUAACCACAGUGGAGAACUUGUUCCUGCAGAAUUGAGGUUCAAGGCUGUAAAAGGAGGACAGACUCUGGCUAUUGAAAAGAUUCAUUUGAGGGAUUAAACUUGCGGGUAAAUGUCUUUGAGUGGUGCAACUGAUGUGGGAGGAACCGAAUCGGGAUCUACAGAUGGAGCGAGAGGGAAAAAGAAUAAACCUCCGGUCGAAGAGAGCAGGUCAAGGAAGGAUAUUUCAGUCAGGCAUGAGCUGUUUAGCGAAACUUCCCUCUUUCCCUACUCUGUGGCGUUUCUUCACCCUCAUCUGGUACCUUUUCUCGCCUCACCCACAGAAGAGCACUGCCACUGUGGCACAGGUGCCAAAGGAAAGUCUGUCUCUCUUCCUUUAUCUCCCCUCUGGCUCCCUAUUCCUCUCUUUCUGUCUGACUUUCAGUAUCUCUCUCCAGUUUUCUCAAGUGCUGCUUCUUCAAAGUGUCUCCAAAUAACUCUGCUCUGGAACUCAACUUUGCAUCUUUAUUUAUGUUUACUUGGACAGUACGCGUCCUGUGGUUUAUGGUUUUGUUCAGUGGCAGAUUAAGGUUCCUGAUUUUCUUUUUCUUUUUUUUCUGUAAUUAUCAAUAGGCAAGGCUGUUAGAACCACUAUCAUGGUAGUACUCAACAGGCAGGUUCUGUAAUACUGAAAAUUAGGUAAUCUGAAUUCAAAUUUGAGGCCUUUAUCUCUUCUUUAACCCUCCCUUUUUUUUUUUUUAGCUGUAAUUCUUGACACACGCUGAACAGCCAUCACGGCCUGCUGGAUCCAACCUUGAUGAUUAAAAAAUGAUUUUGAUGCAGGUACUUCUUGAAUGCUUGUCCUUUUGAUUGACUUUGAUUUUUUAACUGGAAAGUUACAUUAUAAUAAUCAGCACUGUGGUGGUGGCACUAAAGAGCAGUUUUAAGUUCCUCGGAGGCAUGAAUAGAGUAACUUUCAUCAAACAUUAAUGUGACCUACUAAGAGGAAGUGAUGGCUAUCAAACCAAUCAUAUUACUGAGAUGGGAAGAGUGUGUUCUGUGCCAAAAGAGAAUCACAUUUCUUUACUGCUGUCCAUGUAUAUAAGGUUUUAUUAUCAAGGGGCUUACUUGGGUUUUUAGUUCUUCUUGCUUAAAAUUUACAAUAAAGCACUGCACCAUUUCCCCAGCUAACUUCCCAUUAGUGAGUAAACAAGACAUACAAACCUGUUACUGUUUGCUGAAGGAGACAAAAGGUUUUCAUUCACUUGACUGCUGUCGUGUCCAUAUAAAAUAUGCAACCACGCGGCCCUAAUGAAACUGUAAACCUUUGAUCAGGUAACCCUAAUAAAACUGUGUUUAUGACUUGCUAUAAGAGUUGAUUUUGAAACCAGUUAGCAUGCUUUUGUGCCGUUCUUCUCUUGACCAUUGGCUGGGUUUGUAUUUAUGCUGUACUGUACAUCAACAUGUGUAUGUUUACUUUUACUCCAGGUUUCAGUAAGACGAGGGGAUCAUAAACAGACUUCUGAACAUUUGUGCCAUCAACCUAUAAUGAUUUUUUUUUUUUUAAUAUCUUAUCCACUGCUGCCAGUUGUCACUGUCCUACUGUACAUACUGUAGCUGUUUAGGGUUGGUUUUGUAUCAUGUAAGCCACUUUUAAAUGGCAGAUAUUUAUGUUGGGUGUCACUCAUUUCACAGUGGUUUGGUUUAUGAUGUAGUCGAUACAGCAACAGUAGAUAUAAACUUAUAGAUUGUUGCCAACAAAUACUAUGAAACCAGUUAUCACAGUAUUAGCCAAGCAGCAAUAAGAGAGAUGGUCAUCCAUGCCCACUAACACCUUGAAAUUAUUAUCCAGUAAUGAAUCAUGAUGGCUAAUUUAAUCAAUAAUGUGGAUGAAAAAGGAGUUUGGGUGGUGAUAUGACAUGCAAAAUGAGGUCAAAGAUGUAAAUAGUAUCUUAAACAAAUGACUGUGACUAUCAUGUAAUUUGUUUUUGUAUAGUUUUUCUUCUUCUCAAAUGAAUUGCACCUCCAUGCUGAGGUUUUUACAGUGACACACGCCUGCUGCCAAAAUGUUUUAAUGAUUAGAUGCUACUGCAAAUCAAGCUUAAGGAAUGUUUUUGUUUUUGUUUUUAGAUAUUGGACUCAAUAUAAAAUCAGUCUUUACCUCUUUUUCUGCAAAAGACAAUUUAAAAUUGGGCUUGACAUACACAUAUAUAUAUAUAUUGCCGAGAACAUAUUAUCAGUGCUUUCCUCUGUCAGAAUGGGAAUUACCCCUUUUAUUCUGACGCACUGAACCGCCUGUAAGUCACUGGGACAAUGUGGAAGUCGAUGGGCUCAUGACAAGUAUGAGUUACGCCAAGGUCUGAUUGGAUUUUCUGUGCCAUACUAAAGAAGUGUCUCAGUCUUUUUUUUAUGUUUAUUUUUUAUAAAUCUAUGCAGUUUCGGUCUGGCAUUCCUGCAACUUUAUGGCCAUUUUGUUCUAAAGUCAAAAACCAAUAUCAUAAACAGAAGGUGUGAGCAUUUUGUAAGGACUUCUUUUGUCUCUUUUUUUGUUUUUCCGAUGUAACAGGAUUGAAAUGGGUAUCGUGCCACUUUAUGUUGAUCUGUAAAUGUGCAAUAAAUUAUAUUUCAAAUGUG